Molecule: messenger RNA, 1771 nt
Organism: Glycine soja
Lineage: Eukaryota; Viridiplantae; Streptophyta; Magnoliopsida; Fabales; Fabaceae
Exons: 2
Coding region: 209-1600 (463 amino acids)
Molecular function (GO): methyltransferase activity
Source: RefSeq, a predicted model, not a curated record
AUAUUGUUCACAAUCUUGUUGUGUGAUGUCCUCUCUUUAGCUAGAGCAUUUGCUUGUGUUUCUUUUAUGGAAUCGAAGACAAAUAUUAAAGAGUUUACAAUAACUCGGGUAACCUACUUAAUUAGCCAACUGAGUUAAACUCUCGUGAUUCUUAGUUUCUCAUCUAUAGAGAGUGUCCAAAUAUUUUUAAUUUUUAGGAGAGCAGCCAAUGGGGAGGUCAUGCUUUCCCAAAUGCAAGCUUGCCAGAAUAAUGGGUUGGAUACAGAUCAUUCUGGGAGGGUUGGUCAUCUUGGUAAGCCUUUUGAGUCUCACUAGAUUCUACUCAGCAGGAUUUUUCCUCCACAAUGAAGAUAUAUGCCAACACUUCUACAAUCUGAGGGAUGUUUCUGAUGGUUUUGAUGUCAAAUCAUUCUCUGAUAGAGUUGGAGAAGUGAUAGACAUGUUGGAAGCUUUGCAGGCCAAGCUUGAGUCAAAAGUUCAAGAAAUGGAGAAAAACAAAGGCACCAUGUUGGACAAGAAGUUUCUAGAGGAUCAAAUAGUUAGCCCUCUUCAUAGUGCUAAUGUUGCUCUAAGGCAGAUUCGGGUUCCCAAGGUUGAUGAAGGGACGAACUCCACAGUGAAGGAGGAUCAUUUGAUCAAUUUUUUCAUCAUUGAGGAAAUUAGAAAGUACAUAACCCCAAAGGAGAAUAGGGUUGGUAAGAUCAACCUAUAUGGGGCAGACAAGGUUUACAACACAAUAGGCCAUGCUUGUGUUUUGUACAAGAAAGAGUUAGAGAAGUACAUGGACUAUGACAUUGGCUCCUAUUGUGAUGAUGAUUGGAAUUUGGCUCAGAAGCUUAUGCUUAAUGGGUGUGAUCCUUUGCCUAGAAGAAGGUGUUUGACAAGGGCCUCAAAGGAGUACCAAAAGCCUCACCCCAUCAAUGAGUCACUUUGGAGACUACCAGAUGGAAGAAAUGUGAGGUGGGGGAAUUACCAAUGCAGAAACUUUGAGUGCUUAUCUAGCAAGAAUCCAAAGAGGGGUUACUCAAAAUGCAUUGGAUGUUUUCAAAUGGAAAAAGAAAAGUUGAAAUGGGUCACUAAUAAUAAUAAUAACUCACUUGUUGUGGACUUUUUGAUCAGUGAUGUAUUGGCAAUUAAGCAAGGAGAGGUUAGGAUUGGACUAGACUAUGGCAUUGGCACUGGCACAUUUGCUGCAAGAAUGAGGGAGCAAAAUGUGACAAUUGUCUCAACAGCACUCAACCUUGGUGCUCCUUUCAAUGAGAUGAUAGCACUUAGGGGUUUGGUUCCUUUGUAUGUCACAUUGAAUCAAAGGCUUCCAUUCUUUGAUAACACUAUGGACUUAGUGCACACCACUGGUUUCAUGGAUGGUUGGAUUGAUCUUUUGUUGUUGGAUUUUAUAUUGUAUGAUUGGGAUAGAAUUCUAAGGCCAGGAGGUUUGUUGUGGAUAGAUAGGUUUUUCUGCAAUAGAAAUGAUUUGGAUGACUAUAUGUAUAUGUUUCUUCAAUUGAGGUACAAGAAACACAAGUGGGUUAUUUCUCCAAAGUCAAAGGAAGAGGUAUAUCUCUCUGCAUUGCUGGAAAAACCUCCUAGAGCCAUAUGAACACAAUCAAUUUCUUGUCCUUCUUUUUUCUCCUAAUGUUUAUUUAUGUGGCUGUAUUCUUUGAUGUGUAAUCAAGAUUUUUUCUUUUCUUUUCUUUUGGAUAUCUUUCCUGGUACGGAUUUUUACCGGAAUAAAUUACAAAAAGUAAUGCAAUCUUCAAUGUGAUGGUUC